AUGGCAGGAAAUUCGAAAGAACUUACAAAUCGUUUAGAAAAAUUCGAGGGUUGUGAAGAAUUUUGUUCUAAUAUCACAAAGGAAGAAAUGGAGGACAGUUUCUGCAGCAACGUCCGUAAAAUAUUGCGGGACAUGAAGACGAUUGAAAACCUUUUCAACGAAAUAGAAGAAAAGAGAAAACAAAAUGAAGAAAUAAAAUCAGAAAUAAAACGUUGGCUGAGCGAAGAUCAAACAGAAUUUGCCAGCGAUGUCGGCAACGCAGGCAUCACUUCUAAUGCAACAAAAACAAAAUUUGGAGAAUAUACAAAAACAGGACAAGAAAACAACAAAAUUGGAGAAAAUGAGGACAGUUUCUGUUGCAGUGUACGGCAGAUAUUAAAAGACAAGAAGACAAUUGACAAUCUUUUUGUUGAGAUUGAAGAAAAGAUGAAAAAAAAUUCCGAAAUAAAAUCUGAAAUAAAACGUUUGAUAAAUGAUGGAUCCACUGGCGAUGUUAGCAAUAUAGUCGACAUUUCUGCUACACUGAAUUCAACAGACGCAACAACUACUUAUAUAAAAAGAAACCCGACAGAAGCUCACACAACGACAAACAAAAUUUUUUCAUCAACAAACAAAACAAUAACAUCAGCAAAUUUGAGGAGAAAAAUAAUAUUAGCAAACAUAAACAACGCAAGAUCUAAAAACACAAUCAACGAAACAACAAAGUUAGCAUCAACGAACAUAAAGAAUACAUCAUCAACAAACAAAACUACAACAACAUCAGCCAGCAGCAAAGGCGCAGCAUUUAGAAAUUCACACGAAACAAGUUUUAAUGUGAAGUGUUUAUCUGAACCAAGAAAGAGAAGAAUAAGGAGAAGAUUGACUUUUGAAACAAUGGUCCCUUCACCUGGCUUGACUCCAGCAAAAGAAUUCUUGGUAAAGGAAGAAACAGAAAUUAAUUUAGACUCUACACCAAUUAGAGAAAAUACAAGAAGUGCUCAAACAGCAAAAAUAUCAUUUUCAUCUAUAUAUAGAAAUCGAACAAACCAAUUACAAAGAAUGCACAGGACAACAAAUCAUACAAACACAUCAACAACGUUAACCAAUGCAAUCAGUGGAGCCACUAAACCAACAAACUCGAAGCAAACAAAAUCAUCAACCAAGACAAACAGACCAACAACAAAAUCAACAAAAAUAAACCACACAACAUCUACAAUAAAUCAUACAAACACAUCAACAACGUUAACCAAGGCAAUCAGUGGAGCCACUAAACCAACAAACUCGAGGCAAACAAAAACAUCAACCAAUACAAACAAACCAAUAACCAAAUCAACAAACAUAAACCAUACAACAUCUACAAAUACAAACCAAGUCACAUCAUCAAAGUUAUUCAAAACGACUGCCACACAAUUAAAAGAAAACACUGGAAAAGCUCAGGAGCCGAUACGGAAAUCGUUUUCGUUUAUGCAUAGAAACCGAACGAAUGAAUUAAAAAAGACACUCAGUACAACAAACCACACAAACGCCCCAACAACAUCAACAGAAGCAAUCGGAGGAGCUGCCAAACCAACAAACACAACAAAAACAUUGAAAACGCAUGCAAAUGAACCAGCGUCAUCAAAAUCAUCAAACAUCAGCCACAAAACAUCGCAAGUAACAGAAAAAUCUGAGAAACCAACACGGAUGUUUAGACACGGCACAAUAAAAGUACCAACAAUAUCAACAAACACAAUCAUUGGAGCCACAAAACCAACAAACACUGAACAAACAAAAAUAUCAACCAAUACAUACAACUCAACAUCAACAAACACAAACAGACCAAAAACAAAAUCAACAAACAUAAGCCACAAAUCAUCUAUAAACACAAACAACACAAUAUCAUCAAAUAUAUAUAGAGCCCCAGGUGAAAACUCGAAGUGGACAAAGGUGGAAGUAAAAGACUCCUGUGAGCUUGAGGAAAUAGAAAAAGAAAAAAGAAGAUUGACUUUAAAACGGAAAAACACCAGGCCAGUUGCCAAUAUCCACACAUCACCAACAGAGAAAGCAACGAACGCAACAGCACAAAACCUGAAUGAUGGUCUUCCAAACAGCAUUAAUACUGAAGAUAAAAUACCAUCUAUGACUUCUAAAAGAAGAUUGACUUUUGAACUGAAAAACACCAGACCUGUUGCCAGUCUCCACACAUCACAUAAAAAAGACAUCAUCUGA
Molecule: messenger RNA, 2187 nt
Organism: Helobdella robusta
Lineage: Eukaryota; Metazoa; Annelida; Clitellata; Rhynchobdellida; Glossiphoniidae
Exons: 1
Coding region: 1-2187 (728 amino acids)
Source: RefSeq, a predicted model, not a curated record